AUGUUAGGCUUGGGAGUGCGUCGACUGAAAUCCCGCCCCUCCUUGCUGGAUCUGAUUGCCAGUCAGGGUGUUGAGCAACAGCAGCAGCAACAGCAGGAAAGAGAAGCCAACGGAUCGAGGUCGUCAUCACCGCCCGGGCCCGACCACCUGCCACCGCCCAUCCCCGUUUCGCCCACCUUCCCCAGCACCGCCAGCACUUACAGCUCCGACGACUCCUCUCCCUCCACCUCCCUUUCCACUGUCCCCAUCCACCCUCCUGUUUCACACACUAUGGCCUCAUCCAAGAGAGCCGCUGACGCCGGCGAGGCAGCCCAUGGCGCUGUUUUCUCCGUCUCCGGUCCCGUCGUCGUGGCCGAGAACAUGAUCGGUUGUGCUAUGUACGAGUUGUGUCGAGUUGGUCAUGACAUGCUUGUCGGUGAAGUCAUCCGUAUCGAUGCCGAUAAGGCCACCAUCCAGGUUUACGAAGAAACGGAUGGUGUAACGGUCGGCGAUCCCGUCACGAGGACGGGUAAGCCCCUUUCGGUCGAGCUCGGUCCCGGCUUGAUGGAAACAAUCUACGACGGUAUUCAGCGACCCCUGAAGGCCAUCUCCGACCAGUCCGGAGGUAUCUACAUCCCCCGUGGAAUCACAGUGAAUGCGCUGGAUCGCGAGAAGAAAUGGGAUUUCACGCCGGGUCAGUACAAGGUGGGCGACCACAUCACAGGAGGUGACAUCUGGGGUACCGUGUUCGAGAACAGCUUGCUCAACGAACACAAAAUCCUCCUCCCACCCCGUGCGCGCGGUACCAUCACUCGGAUCGCCGAAGCCGGAAGCUACACUGUCGAGGAGAAGCUGUUGGAGAUCGAGUUCGAUGGCAAGAAGACCGAGCACGGAAUGAUGCAGACCUGGCCCGUCCGUGUGCCGCGCCCGGUGAACGACAAGCUGUCCUCCGACGCUCCCUUCAUCGUCGGUCAGCGUGUGCUGGACUCUCUCUUCCCCAGUGUGCAGGGUGGUACCGUCUGUAUCCCCGGUGCGUUCGGAUGCGGCAAGACCGUCAUUUCGCAGAGUGUGUCCAAAUUCUCCAACAGUGAUAUCAUCGUCUACGUCGGAUGUGGUGAGCGUGGUAACGAGAUGGCCGAAGUGUUGAUGGAUUUCCCGGAGCUUUCCAUCGAGAUCAACGGUCGCAAAGAGCCCAUCAUGAAGCGUACCUGCCUGAUCGCCAACACCUCCAACAUGCCCGUCGCUGCUCGUGAAGCCUCCAUCUACACCGGUAUCACCAUCGCCGAAUACUUCCGUGACCAGGGCAAGAACGUGGCGAUGAUGGCGGACUCUAGUUCUCGCUGGGCCGAGGCGUUGCGUGAGAUUUCGGGUCGUCUGGGAGAGAUGCCUGCUGAUCAAGGUUUCCCCGCCUACCUGGGUGCCAAGCUGGCCUCCUUCUACGAACGUGCCGGAAAGAGUCUGGCUCUGGGAAGCCCCGAGAGAAACGGCAGUGUUAGUAUUGUCGCUGCCGUCAGUCCUCCGGGUGGUGACUUCUCGGAUCCCGUCACCACCAGUACGCUGGGUAUCGUACAGGUCUUCUGGGGUCUGGACAAGAAGCUGGCCCAGCGAAAGCACUUCCCGUCGAUCAACACCUCGAUGUCUUACAGUAAAUACACCACCGUCUUAGACAAGUACUACGAGAAGCACCACCCCGACUUCCCGCGCCUGCGUGAGAGCAUCCGAGAACUCUUGACCAAAUCCGAGGAUCUGGACCAGGUCGUGCAGCUGGUCGGAAAGGCGGCCCUGGGUGAUUCGGACAAGAUCACCCUCGACGUGGCCGCCAUGGUGAAGGACGACUUCCUGCAGCAAAACGGUUACAGUGACUACGACCAGUUCUGUCCUCUGUGGAAGACGGAAUACAUGAUGAAGGCGUUUAUGGGCUACCACGACGAAGCCCAGAAGGCCAUCGCGCAGGGCCAGAACUGGUCCAAGGUGCGCGACGCCACUUCCGACAUCCAGACUUCCCUGCGCAGCAUGAAGUUCGAAGUGCCGGAUGACGAGGCGGCCAUCACGGAGAAGUACGAGAAAGUCCUGCAGAACAUGUCGGAGCGCUUUGCCUCGGUAUCGGAUGAGUGA
This is a messenger RNA of Aspergillus melleus, 2094 nucleotides long. It is a transcript of the gene VMA1, whose product is annotated as H(+)-transporting V1 sector ATPase subunit A. Lineage: Eukaryota; Fungi; Ascomycota; Eurotiomycetes; Eurotiales; Aspergillaceae. Gene Ontology annotation, molecular function: ATP binding; ATP hydrolysis activity; proton-transporting ATPase activity, rotational mechanism. Gene Ontology annotation, cellular component: proton-transporting V-type ATPase, V1 domain; fungal-type vacuole membrane. The record is from RefSeq and is a predicted model, not a curated record. The coding region runs from base 1 to 2094 and encodes 697 amino acids. Gene Ontology annotation, biological process: proton transmembrane transport; ATP metabolic process. The transcript is spliced from 5 exons.